Messenger RNA from Daktulosphaira vitifoliae (grape phylloxera), 2895 nucleotides. Its product is annotated as ubiquitin carboxyl-terminal hydrolase 47-like. The coding region runs from base 13 to 1521 and encodes 502 amino acids. Gene Ontology annotation, biological process: protein deubiquitination. The transcript is spliced from 12 exons. Gene Ontology annotation, cellular component: nucleus; cytosol. The record is from RefSeq and is a predicted model, not a curated record. Lineage: Eukaryota; Metazoa; Arthropoda; Insecta; Hemiptera; Phylloxeridae. Gene Ontology annotation, molecular function: cysteine-type deubiquitinase activity; cysteine-type endopeptidase activity.
AUUACAAAUUCCAUGACAAACAACCCGUCAGUUGGGUUUUGGAAAAAAACCUGGGCAAAUAUUAAGAAAAUCUCUCUAAAAAAAUCUUAUGGUAAUUCCGAAGUAAAGGUCCGUCAAACGAAAUCCCAACAAAAGAGUAUGUCAGUAUGGAAUUUUUGCAAACAACACAUAAAAAGAAAGUUUGAACUGUGUUUAUGCUGUGUCAAAUCUACUCCUGACGAAUUAGAUGAAGAGGAAGUCUAUGAACCUCUUCAACAUUUUGUAAAUCCACAAAUUUGUAAAGAGUUAAAUACACAUGGAGUACUGCUUUCUGACGUUUUGAAAAACGCAAUACUUCAAUUAACGUUGAAUAAUUUUUAUAAUGGUUAUCUUUUUUUCUCAAACGAAAUCCGUCAUAAAGAAAAAAUUUACAAUUUAGUUGUCAACGUUUUUUUAUGGAAAAUAAAGCUAAAUUAUGUGCCAACAAUCGGAUACACAAAUAAAAUUGUGAAAACGCCACAAAACAAUGACUCUGGUGUUAAAAAACAUGUUACAGUGUUGAAAAAGAAAACUCUCCUUACUUUUCCAACGAUAAGUCGUGUGUCGCAAGUGGGCCGCGGUCUAAAAAACCAAGGCGCCACCUGCUACUUGAAUGCUUAUAUCCAAGUGUUGUUUCACACACCGGAAUUCCGGAACGUCAUUUUGAACAUGGCUCAUGAUCGUUGUACCGGUGACGACAUAAGCUACAACGUUGGACAACAGCUCCGGAAUCUUUUUCUUAGAUUACUUGAAAGAAAAACAUCAGCAGUAGAAACAAACGAGCUAACCAAUAGUUUUGGUUGGACGCAAAAGUACUUAAAAAUUCAACAAGACGCUCAAGAGUUUAGCCGGUAUCUCUUGGGAGUUUUAAGCAAACAGUUGCAAACUUCCACGUCCUCCAAUAGCAUUGAAGAUUUCUUUCAAGGUAUUCAGACUGACUAUAUCACGUGUACCAUGUGUAACAAUACUGUGGAAAAGUUUUCCACAUUUUUGGAUAUAUCGUUACCGAUCCGUCCGUUUGGUGCCACUAGAUCAUAUGGUUCAUUGGAAAGUGCUAUUGACGGUAGCUUACAGCCAGAGUUUUUAGAAGGAGAAAAUGCGUACUUUUGUGGGUUUUGUGAAAAAAAGUGCUUUGCAAUUAAAGGUUAUCGGUGGACAAAAUUGCCAUUAGUUUUGUGCUUCCACUUGGGUCGGACCAUAUUAGACAUGAAAACUUUGAGAACAAAAAAAAUAAAUGAUAGAGUAACGUUUCCAUUUUUCUUGAAAAUGCCGUUCGAAGAUCAAACUAUGAUUUAUGAACUAUAUAGUGUAAUUGUUCAUAGAGGGUCGGCAAAUUUCGGACACUAUUUUGCUUAUGUAAAAGUAUUAAAAACAAAUAAAUGGUUCGAGUUUAAUGACCACGUCGUGUCUCGAGUCAAUCCAGGAGUAAUUAAAAGUACAUUUGGCGGUAAGGCCAACGCUUACAUGCUUUUUUAUCGACUCCUUGAUAAGAGCAACAAAUAAGAUGGGUACACUAUGGCAGAUAUUCGGACGCAUUAGAAAUACUGCAAAAAUUUAUUAUAAGUGCUAUUUUAUCAUUUUCAAUAAUUAUAAAUCUUGUUUUAAAAAGUAUAAUUGAAUGAGGUUUCUCCAAUAGAAAACUUAUGCCUCGGCCUACUCCAAUAAAAAGUUUCGUGAAUGAUUUUCAUGAAUUAUACUUAGAAAUUAAAUUUGAUAUGUCAAACGUGAUCAUAAUGCUACGUCUGCAGAUGGUUAGUAGAUUUUUAAAAAGUAAUUAAUACACAUUUUUUUAUUUGUGUAGGUAUAUAAUCAAAAGAUUUUAUAAGUAGUUAUAUAAUAUUGUAUUUUGUUACAUCAUACAUUGGGAUAAUAGUCACAUUAAUCAAAGAGGGUUUUUUAAAAACUGCUCAAGUAUUUUAGCACAGAGAAGACUAGAAUGGCCACACACAUAAUAUUUCAGCUAAAGCUAUAGAUAAAGUAUACACACAGUUUGAAAAUUCAGAUAAAUUAUGAUAAUGUACAUAGAUAAUGAUUCUAAUUUUGGAAUAUUUAAAGUAGGAUCUUUUUAAAAUGAAUAUGAUUAAUAACUAUAAAGGUAUUCAUGUUGGUUUGCUCACAUUUUAAAUUUAUGUAACAUUUAUCAUGUGGUCAUGUACUUGCUGAUGACUCUAAAAAAGUUUCGUAAAUUGCUACUUACUAGAAAACCAUCCAAAAUCAAAUUUGCCAAGUCAACUGCAUUGUGAAACAAACAGGGGUAUUCGACCAAGGUAGCAGAUUUAAUCAAAUAAAAUCUUGGUGUUUAUUUAAUAACACCCAACGAGACACGUUGGAAUUAAUUUUGUGAUGCAGUUUUGUUGUUUACUAAAUAAAUUAAAAAUUAUGUGUUUAAAUAUAAAAUUAAUAUGGAAGACAAAUUAUUCAAAAUUUUAUAGUUGGGACAUUGAAUUUAUAAAAAAAUUAAUAGAAGCCUUUACAUUUAGUCUAAAUUUACUAAAGAGUUAUAAUAACUAAUAUUUUAGUAAUCUCUUACUUAUUAUUGAAAAGUUAAAAAUAUGAAGCAAUGCUACAAGAUCACACAAUUCUUAAUUAUAUGUAAGCUCUGGUAAUUGCUAUACUAAAAGAUGUGUUAAUGACGACUAAGAGGCUCUCAUGAGAUAAUUGUUCAACACUUUGUUCAUUUUAUAAAAAAAAGUUGUAAUUUCAGAAUAUUUUUGAUUUGACAUAUUUCAUUUGUUGAUUUUGGCACUUACAUAUUAAGACAAAUGACUAUAUAAAUACCAAAAAAAUGAUCUCAUUACUCUUUAUUAUUUCAUUGCUGCAUUGAAUAUUAAUUAAAUUUACGUCAUUAUUGUUGCUGCCUACUAAAUCCCAUUAAUA